Messenger RNA from Marmota flaviventris (yellow-bellied marmot), 1379 nucleotides. RefSeq names its product serine/threonine kinase 32B (gene Stk32b). Gene Ontology annotation, molecular function: G protein-coupled receptor kinase activity; ATP binding; G protein-coupled receptor binding. Gene Ontology annotation, biological process: G protein-coupled receptor signaling pathway; protein phosphorylation; regulation of signal transduction. The record is from RefSeq and is a predicted model, not a curated record. Lineage: Eukaryota; Metazoa; Chordata; Mammalia; Rodentia; Sciuridae.
CAUCCCGCACCCCACAUCUCCGCGGACGGGCAUGUAGCAGCGGCGGCCGCCGCGGCGGAAUAUGGGCGGGAACCACUCCCACAAGCCCCCCGUGUUUGACGAGAAUGAAGAAGUCAGCUUUGACCACUUUCAGAUCCUGCGGGCCAUUGGUAAAGGGAGCUUUGGAAAGGUGUGCAUCGUGCAGAAGCGAGACACGAAGAAGAUGUACGCCAUGAAGUACAUGAACAAGCAGAAGUGCAUCGAGAGGGACGAGGUGCGCAACGUCUUCCGCGAGCUGCAGGUCAUGCAGGGGCUGGAGCACCCGUUCCUGGUCAACCUGUGGUACUCCUUCCAGGACGAGGAGGACAUGUUCAUGGUGGUGGACCUGCUGCUGGGGGGGGACCUGCGCUACCACCUGCAGCAGAGCGUGCACUUCACCGAGGGGACCGUGAAGCUCUACAUCUGUGAGCUGGCCCUGGCCCUGGAGUACCUGCAGAGGCACCACAUCAUCCACAGGGACAUCAAGCCAGACAACAUCCUGCUGGACGAGCACGGGCAUGUUCACAUCACGGACUUCAACAUAGCGACGGUGGUGAGAGGAGCAGAGAAGGCCUCGUCCAUGGCUGGCACCAAGCCCUACAUGGCCCCCGAAGUCUUCCAGGUGUACGUGGACGGAGGCCCCGGGUACUCGUACCCUGUCGACUGGUGGUCCCUGGGCGUCACGGCCUACGAGCUGCUGCGGGGCUGGAGGCCAUAUGAGAUCCACUCGGCCACACCCAUUGAUGAGAUCCUCAGCAUGUUCAAGGUGGAGCGUGUCCACUACUCCUCCACGUGGUGCAAGGGCAUGGUGGCCCUGCUCAAGAAGCUCCUGACCAAGGACCCCGAGAGCCGCCUGUCCAGCCUCAGUGACGUUCAGAGCGCACCCUACCUGGCUGACAUGAACUGGGACGCAGUGUUCGAGAAGGCGCUGACACCCGGCUUUGUACCCAACAAAGGGAGGUUGAACUGUGACCCCACGUUUGAACUUGAAGAGAUGAUUCUAGAAUCCAAGCCCCUUCACAAAAAGAAGAAGAGGUUGGCAAAGCACAGGUCCAAAGACGGCACCAAGGACAGCUGCCCCCUGAAUGGACACCUGCAGCAGUGCUUGGAGACAGUGCGGAAGGAAUUCAUCAUAUUCAACAGAGAGAAGCUCAGGCGGCAGCAGGGACCAGGCGGCCAGAUGUUGGACACGGAAGGCCGAGCUGUGAGUCAGACCCAGAGCAAGCUCCAGGACGGGUGCAACAACAACAUCCUGGCCCACGCCUGCUCCCGGGGCUGCAGCAGCUAAGCUUCCACCUGCAGGUGCCCAGUGGGCCACAGGCACCUCUGCCCUGGCCACCCAGAGCCCCAUCUCACCCUGA